Molecule: messenger RNA, 477 nt
Organism: Paramecium sonneborni
Lineage: Eukaryota; Ciliophora; Oligohymenophorea; Peniculida; Parameciidae
Source: the annotation of a GenBank genome assembly
AUGAAUGAAUAAAGGAAAAUCAUGUUGAAUAUACUAGAAUUGAAUAAGCGAUAUAUGGAGAUAAAAUUUUUAAAGUAGAAUUUUGUGAUGAUGGAAAUGAUAUUCAAUAUGAUGGAUUCUUUAAAUACCAUUAUAGUUGUGAUCUCUAUUGUUUAUAAUGUGUAUUUGGCUUCUGUUAUUUAUGUAAAGAAGGAUUUAUAAUAAAUGAAGAUUCAUAAACUUGAUAACCUUAUUGUGAAGAGGGUAAAGUAAUCCCUCUUACUUAAGGAGAAUGUGAUGAUAGGAAUUAAGAUCCAAAAGAUGGAUUUGAUUAAUGCAAAUUUGCAUGUCUACCUCAUUGCUUAACUUGUCAUAGUAUAUUUUGAAAAUAAUAAUCAAUUUACUAUAACAUACUGUUUUCAAUGUGAAAUAGGGUUUGAAAAUCAAGAGGAAAUAUGUGUUUCAAUUUGUGGAGAUGGUAUUUUAAUAUAAGAAUGA